Molecule: messenger RNA, 959 nt
Organism: Abrus precatorius (Indian licorice)
Lineage: Eukaryota; Viridiplantae; Streptophyta; Magnoliopsida; Fabales; Fabaceae
Product: (-)-isopiperitenol/(-)-carveol dehydrogenase, mitochondrial-like
Exons: 2
Coding region: 45-845 (266 amino acids)
Molecular function (GO): oxidoreductase activity
Source: RefSeq, a predicted model, not a curated record
GCAGAGCCUCAACGAAUUAGCGGAACUAACUGAGGACAAAACAAAUGGCUGAGGCAGAUAACUCCAUCACCAGUGGUCACAAGUUAGCCGGCAGAGUUGCCAUAAUCACCGGCGGCGCUAGCGGCAUCGGGGAAGAGACGGCGCGUCUGUUCGCCAGCGAGGGUGCGCGUAUGGUAGUUAUCGCAGACAUUCAAGAUGACCUCGGCAACCAAAUCGCAGCUUCCAUUGGCUCUCACAGGUGCAGCUAUGUCCAUUGCGACGUGACAGACGAAGACCAAGUCAAACAUCUUGUGGAUUCGACGGUCAACCUUCACGAUCAGUUAGACAUCAUGUUCAGCAACGCCGGCAUCCUCAGUCCUUCUGACCAGAACAUCCUGGACCUCAACUUCACGGAGUUCGACCGCCUAUUCGCCGUUAACACGCGGGGCAUGGCGGCGUGCGUGAAGCACGCGGCGCGUUCGAUGGUGGAGCGGCGCGUGAAGGGUAGCAUCGUGUGCACGGGGAGUGUGGCGGCGUCGCACGGUGGUUUUAAACGCACGGACUACGUGAUGUCGAAGCACGCGGUGAAGGGUUUGGUGCGGAGCGCGAGUGCGCAGCUUGGGGUGCACGGGAUUAGGGUGAACUGCGUCUCACCGAGUGGGUUGGCCACACCGUUGACACGUGCUGCGCACGCGACGAUGGAGACCCAAGAGUUGCAAAAGCAGUAUGCACAAAACGCAAGGCUGAAAGGCAUCGUUUUGACCCCGAAACAUGUCGCAGAUGCGGUGCUGUUUCUUGCGUCUCGUGAUUCUGAGUUCGUUAACGGACACGAUCUUGCGGUGGACGGGGGUUUCGACCGUGCCUGAUUAGUAACUGCCUCAGUGGUUAUCCACUGACCUACACAUCAGUGUUCACUUACCAUCUUCAUCUUCUUUUAAUUCAACAAAUAAUAUUGAAUCACUAUCCCUCAGUUGUUAGUU